AUCACAUUGGUACUUCCGGUACUGUUCCGUAGCUGAGGCGCAGGCGGAUGUUUAUGAAGUCACGAUGGCAGGAACCGCGUUAAAGAGACUGAUGGCGGAAUAUAAACAACUCACUCUGAAUCCUCCAGAAGGCAUCGUUGCAGGUCCUGUAAAUGAAGAGAACUUCUUUGAGUGGGAAGCUUUGAUCAUGGGACCAGAGGACACGUGUUUUGAAGGUGGUGUGUUUCCUGCUCUUCUCAGUUUCCCCUCUGAUUAUCCACUCAGUCCUCCAAAGAUGAAGUUCACCUGCGACAUGUUUCACCCCAACAUUUACCCAGAUGGCCGUGUGUGUAUCUCGAUCCUUCAUGCCCCUGGUGAUGACCCGAUGGGGUAUGAGAGCAGUGCAGAGAGAUGGAGUCCUGUACAGAGUGUGGAGAAAAUCCUACUGAGUGUCAUCAGCAUGCUUGCAGAGCCGAAUGAUGAGAGCGGAGCAAACGUGGACGCAUCUAAGAUGUGGAGAGAGGACAGAGAGCAGUUCAACAGACUUGCUAAGAAGAUUGUUCGCAAAUCACUCGGCCUCUAAUACACACAUACACACACACAUACACACACACACACACACACACACACACACACACACACACACACACACACUGAGCACUUUAUAUGAGCUAGCUGACCUUCUCUCCUCCUUCACUGAACUGAUGGACAGAUGCUGAAGUGAAAGAGCUCCUCCCCCCCUCAGGUAUUCUUCAGCUCCGGUCCUCAUCUGUGAUAAAGAUGCAGGAGGGAUGAGGAUGGACAGAUGAGGAUUGAGGGACAGAACGAAGAAGACAGAGGGCUGCAGUGUUUCUCUCUUUAGAUGUACAUUUAUUUUUCUCAGUGUGUGACAUGUACGUUUAGUUUAAUGCUGCCUUAUUAAGAUUCCCCUGAGGGAUUGUGGGUAGUGAGCAAGGCUAUGGGAUUGUGGGUAAUGACAGUGUUUUGCUAUAAAAAUGUGUUAUAGUUUAAUUAGCUUUAAAAUCCAGACAAUCAAAAUAUGUCUGGAUUUUAAAGUUUUUAUUGCUUUGCAGUGAAGAUAUGCAUCAAUAAAUCCACCUGAACCAUC
Messenger RNA from Neoarius graeffei (lesser salmon catfish), 1087 nucleotides. It is a transcript of the gene ube2g2, whose product is annotated as ubiquitin-conjugating enzyme E2G 2 (UBC7 homolog, yeast). Bases 65 to 562 code for a protein of 165 amino acids. Gene Ontology annotation, cellular component: cytosol; endoplasmic reticulum. Lineage: Eukaryota; Metazoa; Chordata; Actinopteri; Siluriformes; Ariidae. The record is from RefSeq and is a predicted model, not a curated record. The transcript is spliced from 6 exons.